Molecule: messenger RNA, 897 nt
Organism: Drosophila eugracilis
Lineage: Eukaryota; Metazoa; Arthropoda; Insecta; Diptera; Drosophilidae
Exons: 3
Coding region: 1-570 (189 amino acids)
Source: RefSeq, a predicted model, not a curated record
AUGUAUCGAAGCUGCUAUAUCUUUUGGGCAAUUUUCGUUUGGUUUUCAAUCACCGGCGGCGAAUCGAAAAGGCAAAUAGUCUACAACACCAUAGAAUGUUCUAUCAAGGGAAAGGUUUUCUCAAAGGUCGACUGUCAGCUGUACUCGCGGCUGGCCAUGAACCUCGCUGUGACCAUUGGGGAACAGAAAGCUGAUAAAAUGGUGGUAGUUUGCGAUGUAAAGUUUACUUACAAGGAUCGGCAGAAGAUAACACGAAUAAGGAAUCUCAAUUUGGAGGUAUGUCAAAUGAGGAAGGUCACCGAAAGACGCUCUGUGCUGGGAAUGUACUACAACGCACUUCGCAGGUCAGCUGUUAAUUUCCCGAAGAAGUGUCCCUUCGAAAAAAACACCACAUUGAUAGUAAAUCGAUUACAUUUUGGCUGGCAAGAAAUACCGCAAUACCUGCCCGACUCUAACUACUCUUUCGUGGGAAAGAUUUAUGCUAAUAAAGAGCUGGGAAUGGAGCUCAAGCUUACUGGUGGCUAUUAUGAUAUAAGCAAUUAUUCAAUCUACACAAAGCCCUUAAUUUAAAUUUUAAUAACAUUUAAUAAUUGCUUAAUUAAUUGCUAAAGGAAAAUGUAACUAAAGUUCUCCAAUAUCGAACUUGAAAAUAUGAUAACAAUUUCUGGGUUACAAAAAGUGUGUUUUAUUACGUCUUUGAGAUUAAUUUCGAAAUUUUUUAUUUACUAAUCAAAAAGAUAAGAGAUUCUUGGAAAAUGAGAAUGAAUUUUCCUAAAACUCCUUUUUCUUGAGCCUCCAAAAAUGAUUCUUUACAGCAAAUACUAAAUAAACCCAUAACAAUUUUAAUUCAUGUUGAGUACCAACAUCAUUGAACCAUUUUCCAGAUUCUCUGUAAUC